UUCAAAAACCACCAAAGAAUAAUCAGGUAUUAGUUAUUACACAUUCAUGAUUAUGUUCUGUUCUGUGCUCCACCAUUUUCUCCUUCCCCAAACAACAAUUCAUAGUCAUUCCUAUCUUUUUCUCUCCCUCUCCAAUUCUUCGUCGUCGUCGUAUGCUGUGUCCCACAUUUCGAUCCUUCCUAGCUCCAACGAAAAGCGAACCCAAUUAUUUCCCACGAAACAAGCGCUGUUUUCUGAUCUCUUGGAGAGUAUAGUAAUGUGGUUGUUGAUGGCAUCCUUAAACCCAUACCAUUAAUUCUCUUUCUUUCAUUUUCCUUCACUUUCUAGUUAGGCUGAUUUACCCGGGAAAUGACAUGGAGAAACCCCAACUCAGUUUUGGGGUUUCUUUCAUAAUUUAUCACCUUGUUUUGAUGUUGUCUGUGGCAACUUUGGCUUUGUCUCAGAAUGAUGCCGUGGUGAUGAACAUUCUUAAAAAGGCGAUCAAUGCCCCACCUAGUCUCAGAUGGACAGACACUGACAUCUGCAAAUGGCAACAUGUGGAUUGCAACUCUGGAAAACGUGUGAUUUCCAUACAGAUCGGGAACAUGAAUUUGCAAGGUUCGCUUCCGAAAGAACUUGAGAACCUCUCAGAGUUGCAACGAUUUGACUGUCCACAGAACGGUCUCACAGGUCCAGUUCCAUAUCUAUCUAAAAACUUGCAAAGACUCGUGAUCCGAGAUAACAAGUUCAGCUCCAUCCCUAAUGAUUUCUUCAAGGGGAUGACAAUGUUACAAGAAGUAAGAAUUGGAAAUAACCCAUUUUCGCCAUGGUCUAUCCCGGAUAGUCUUGAGGAUUGUGCAGCACUCCAGACAUUUGUAGCAACAAAUGCAAGUUUGGUUGGAACAAUCCCAGAUUUUUUAGGUACCAUGCCCGGUUUAGUUUCUUUACUCCUGAAUUUUAACAGUCUUGAAGGUGGGUUGCCUACAACCUUUGCGAAGAGUUCAAUGGAGGAACUUUUCUUGAAUGCACAAAACGGUAAUUAUAAACUUAAUGGCACGAUUAAUGUGCUGCAGAACAUGACAUCCUUAAAACAAGUUUGGCUUCAUAGUAAUUCAUUUACGGGUCCAAUACCAGACUUGUCAAACCAUGAUCAGUUGUCUGAUGUGAGUUUAAGGGACAACCAAUUGGCUUGCGCUGUCCCAUCAUCUCUCAUGUCUCUCCCAAGUUUAAAAGUUGUGAAUUUGACUAACAAUUUUCUUCAAGGCCCCACCCCAGUAUUCAAAUCAGGUGUGAUUGUUGAUAUGUCUGGGAUUAAUCGGUUCUGCACAAACUUCCCAAAUCAGCCAUGCAGUCCUCUUGUGAAUGCUUUAGUCUCUGUUGUUGAACCCUUGGGAUGUCCUGUGAAAUUGGCUGAUAAUUGGAAGGGCAAUGAUCCCUGUAAUGGUAGUUGGACAGGAAUUGUGUGCGCUGGAGGUAAUAUUUCAAUCAUAAAUUUUCAAAACAUGGGCUUGUCAGGCACAAUUUCCCCUAAUUUUGCCUCCCUUGCUUCUGUCACAGAAUUGCUUCUUGCUAAUAAUUCACUCACAGGUCCAAUACCAAAGGAGCUCACUACCAUGCCUAACCUAGAAAAGCUAGAUGUUUCAAAUAACAACUUAGGUGGUUACGUGCCAUCUUUUCGUCAACAAGGUUUGGAUCUUAAAAUAGAUGGGAAUCCUGAUCUUGGAAAACCUCUUAAAUCAUCUAGCUCAGAUUCUGGAGGUAAUGGUGGCCGUGAGUCUAACAAACUCACUGCACUCAUUGUCAGCAUUGUAGUUGGCUUAGCAAUUUUACUUGCUAUAGCAUCUCUGGUGUUCUUUAGGCGUUUUAAAAAGCGUAAUUAUUCAGGCAUCUUUGGAGGUCUGAUAGCAAAGCUAAUUGGUCCUCGUAAUGGUGGAGGUGGAAAAGUCACGAAGAAUGUUAAUGUUUCAGUAGGUGCUAGUGCUACUGGUCAGGGUAAUGUCCAAGGUAUGAUAAUUCCAAUUCAAGUUCUAAGAGAAGUCACUAACAAUUUCAAUAAUGCAAACAUACUAGGAAAGGGUGGUUUUGGCACUGUGUACAAAGGUGAACUGUAUGAUGGAAAAAAGAUAGCAGUGAAAAGAAUGGAAUCAGGAUUGUUAAUGGAGAAGGGACUGAGUGAAUUCAGAGCUGAAAUUGCAGUACUUACACAAGCUCGACACAAACAUUUGGUGGCACUUCAGGGAUAUUGCUUGGAUGGUAAUGAGAAGCUUCUUGUGUAUGAAUACAUGCCCCAAGGAGCACUUAGUAAGCAUUUGUUUAGCUGGAAAGAGAAUGGAUUGGAACCUUUGGAUUGGACAACAAGACUAAGCAUUGCCUUGGAUGUUGCUAGAGGUGUUGAGUAUCUUCAUGCAUUGGCUCAACAAAGCUUUAUUCAUCGAGAUCUUAAGCCAUCCAACAUUCUUCUUGGGGAUGAUAUGCGAGCUAAAGUAUCAGACUUCGGAUUAGUCCGGCUUGCUCCUGAAGGAAGACAUUCAGUUGAAACUCGGCUUGCUGGAACUUUUGGAUAUCUUGCACCUGAGUAUGCAGCAACUGGGCGAGUCACUACAAAGGUUGAUGUGUACAGUUUUGGAGUAGUUCUUAUGGAGAUGAUAACGGGAAGGAGAGUGCUUGAUGAUAGCCUACCGGAAGAAGACAUCCACCUGGUUACGUGGUUCGGGCGAAUGAUGCAGAACAAUGGCUCACUUCGAAAGGUCAUUGAUCCUUCCAUUGAUGCUGAUGAUGAAGCAACCAUGUCCAGCAUUAGCACUGUUUCAGACUUGGCUGGCCAUUGCUGUGCAAGUGACCCUCAUCAACGUCCCAACAUGGGCCAUGUGGUGAGUGUAUUAUCUCCUCUCGUUCAAGCAUGGAAGCCUCUUGAGUCUGGUUCCGAUGAUGGCAAGUAUGGCCUUGAGUUGGAUUUGAGUUUGCCUCAAGCGCUCAGAAAGUGGCAGUCUUUGGAAGGAAAGAGCACAAUGGUGGAAGGAUCCGGUUCUCAAUCAUUUGUCACAAAAUAAUGUUAUGGGAUUCACAAUUAAAGAGUGAAUUCUUUCAGAUAUGGGGUGUCUACUGCUCUUUCUGCUACCUUCCUAAUGUUCAAAAUCUCAACACUUCAUUUGGAAGAAUUAGAUGAAAUUUUUCUGACCAUUAGUUAAAAUGAAAGGUUGAGAUUUUGGGUAUUAAGAGGCUAUAGACACUCCAAAUUAUUGUAAUUGUGAUUGCUUGAUCCAAGAGAAAAGAGAGAGUGAGAAUGAUGAGCCUCACAUGAUGAGUCCUGCGCAUGUGUCAGUUGAAUUCUACUAUUAUGUGUCUAUUUUUCUCCAUAUUACUGCAGCACACUGCAAUAAAGGAAGAAGAAAGAAAAGAAUGGAUGGAUGGAUGAAAAGAGAAACGGUGAGUUAUAUGCAUGCUUUAUGUUAUUACACUCUAGAAAAGAGAAUUAAAUGAACGAAUAAAAUUAAAUAUUGAAAGAAGAUAUAAUUAAAGAUGACCCAAUUCCCUAAUUUAGUUUUGAUGAGACUAAUAAAGAAUAAAUACAAGGAAAUGAUGUGGGUGAC
Messenger RNA from Prosopis cineraria, 3569 nucleotides. RefSeq names its product receptor protein kinase TMK1-like. The coding region runs from base 354 to 3029 and encodes 891 amino acids. Gene Ontology annotation, molecular function: ATP binding; protein binding; protein kinase activity. Gene Ontology annotation, biological process: protein phosphorylation. The transcript is spliced from 2 exons. Lineage: Eukaryota; Viridiplantae; Streptophyta; Magnoliopsida; Fabales; Fabaceae. The record is from RefSeq and is a predicted model, not a curated record.